Dracunculus medinensis (Guinea worm) is the source of this 1800-nucleotide messenger RNA. The record is from the annotation of a GenBank genome assembly. Lineage: Eukaryota; Metazoa; Nematoda; Chromadorea; Rhabditida; Dracunculidae.
AUGAAGAGUAUUCAGGUCGCAAUAAAAAUUGUCGACAAAACUCGCUUGGAUAAUGUAAAUCUCACAAAAGUUUAUCGAGAAAUCGAAGUGCUUAAAAAAUUGGACCAUCCAAAUAUCAUCAAACUUUAUCAAGUGAUGGAAACGAAAAAUAUGUUAUAUUUAGUUACCGAAUAUGCACCAAAUGGAGAAAUUUUCGACGAAAUUGCGAAGCAAAAACGAUUGUCUGAACCAAAUGCUCGGGUAAAAUUCGCUCAAAUAAUUUCAGCAGUCGAAUACUGUCAUCAACGAAAUAUCGUACACCGCGAUCUUAAGGCUGAAAACUUAUUGCUUGAUGCAAAUAUGAACAUAAAAAUUGCUGAUUUUGGUUUCAGUAAUUUUUUUAGCAAAUCUGAUACACUUAACACAUUUUGUGGAUCUCCGCCAUAUGCUGCUCCGGAAAGCCUUGGUGUUGUUCUUUACGUAUUGAUAUGUGGCGUUCUUCCUUUCGAUGGUCCGAAUUUGCAAGUGUUAAGAGAUCAAGUACUUAGUGGAAGAUUUCGAGUUCCUUAUUUUAUGUCAACUGACUGUGAAAAUUUGAUUCGCCGUAUGUUAACAAUGGAUCCAAAUAAAAGAGCGACAAUUGAGCAAAUUCGCAAACACAGAUGGAUGGCACCGCUUGUGCAACAUAAUUUAACACAAGAAGUAAAAUCAGUUAUAAAUAAAAGUGAACCGCAGCAGCAAAUCCUGAAACUGAUGCAUAAUCUUGGAAUUGAUUCCAAUAGAACAGUUCAGUCGUUAAAGAACAAGUCAUAUGACAAUUUUAUGGCUAUUUAUAUGUUACUUCUUGAUCGUUGGCGGUCAUCUUCAAUGCACGCUGAUUUACGUACACUGAAACGCCAAAGUGAAAUAACACGUUGCAAAUCUCCUUUACGUGCUCUACGUGAUCAUAAAAGUUUUCAAAGAACAGAAUCUACUAGUUUGGAUGAAUCAAAAGAACUGAUUAAGCCAUCAAAAAUUGGCAAAAUUGCUUCAAUAGAUGAAGGCGUUGAAGACGAUUUGCAGUCAUCAAAUACAUCACAAAUCAUUUGUCGUUCUGGCAAAUUGCCCUCCAGUGAUUCGAUUGUCUCCUCUCCAUCACCAUUUGAGUCAUUUGAUUCACAAAUUGAAUCUGACAUAAUGUCGAGCAUAUCUUCUUGUCACAGUUCGGGUUUUUAUGGUGCAAAUACAUCCUUAUUAGAAAACUACCAAAAAUUAAGGAACUCGGAAGAUUCUGAACAAAUCUUACUCACGAGCUCACAGUGUACAACGUUUGGUUUUGGUUGGAGAGCUAGCGACAAUUCCGUUUUUCAUGAGCCAUUUCCCACUGUACAACUCUCAAGAAAGAGUGAAGCAAUGAAACAGAUCCAAACUCAUGAGGCACAACCAUCGACGAGUAAUGUCGGAGUUCAACUUCAAAAUAUGCAAAUAACACCAUUGAUAACGGCAGAGGCUAAUCAUAGUAUUCUAGGAACUUCAUCGAAGAAACUAGCACUUCCAGAAAAUUUAGAAUUCCAACCACAGAAAUUCUUAAAUAUAAAGCAAAGCAUUUACAUUGAAAAACGCUUGGGAGUUGCUGGCGAUAUGAAUUCGAUAUCAGAAGCGAAAAAUGUUCUCAAAGCAAAAUUGAAACAAAAGCAAAUAAAAGCGAGAAUUCAACUUCUGCAACAACAGAAUUAUCAUAUCACACAAGUGAAUCACAAUAUUACAAGUGGAUCGAAUUUGCCCCUAUCACCUAUAGAAGAUCGUCGAUCAUUCGAAGAUGAUUCCAUGGAUAUUGCAUAG